CCAAAGCACCAAUCUGGCAAUAUAUCGGACUAGAAAUGAUAGGAGUGCUAGACUAACUAGCCAAAUUUCUCUUGUGCAUGAACGGACUAGACUUGGAAGAAUCUCCAGUUCAAGAGAGUUACACAAGAUUUGAUGAGUAUCCAGUACACCAAGUGAGCAAACAAAAUACUUAAGCCUAUAUACAAGUGAAAUUUAUUAUCGCAAUCUGCGAAUAUGAACGGUCGUGUGCAUGAUCUUCAUUCAUUUGUGCAGCACGUGACAUCACUUGGUGGCUUUAUUCGUCACAUGCUCCCGUAGUGAUCCUCUUAGCAAGGUUGUUCGAUCUCGAAUAACUAAUGUAUAAGUCUGUCGUCCCCAAGUUGUCUGGGGUGCAUCGGUUCGCCUGUUUAGCACUUUAUCGGGCGCUUCUCCGACAAUGCGCAAACUUGCCGAACACCGCGCCGGUGCUUAGCACUUGCAAGCUGCUCGUCCAACAAAAGUUCCAUAAGUACAAGAAACUCCAGAGUCCGUCUCAAAUAGUCAAUUCCUUAAAAGCAGGAUAUGAGGCCCUCGAUCUCCUCCAUUCAGCCUCUCAAGGAAGUCAACGUGAUAUACGACGCAUUACAAAGCUCCUCUCGGACGUCCAGUUGGUUAAGCAGAGGGAGUCUGCGCUGCAGAGGGAACGCUGUAAAAAAGAACCGAAGCCGUUAUCUCGGAAGCAGCAAAAAACAAGCGAUUCUCGGCGUUUUCAAGAAGAAACCGCCCGACGACAUCCGGAGGCGACUCCUAUCCUUUCUCGUCCUCGACCCGUCGUGAGCGGCAGGCGACGGGUUCCUGUUCUUGUAAACGCGCGGGGAGUACCUUUCCUGCGUAUCAAGAAGCCCCAGCCCAAGAAUCUAAGUGGCGUGAUACGGACGAAACUUGAGAAACGUUGGAAACGAAUUGAACGCCGUGACAGGCUGGAUCUUGAAUUAAUGUUUACCAGAGACGAGGACGUAUGGGAUACUUUGACGACUGGUUCCGAAGAGGAGACAUGGUCUGGGGAGGUCAAAGGUGCAAUAGAGGCUCUUAACCGGCAAAUCCGGGACACCGACAAGAAGAACAUGCAACUCGCAGAGGCCAUGUGGAACGUUGUCCUUGCUGAACGCAAGUUGGCGGCUGAAGAGCAAAAACAGAUGCUUUCUGAGAAGUCAGCUGACACUUGAUUUCCUGCCUAUAGCCUGAUCCCUUAUGACACCUUCGAAAUGCCCAAUUCACGGUCUUCUGCUCGGAAAUAAAUUUCAAAACUAGGAUCGUUAGAAAGAACCGAUCCACCUGUCAUUGGGCAACUGCAUGAUAGCAACAGCAGUCGUAUCGUGAAUAUGCUGGAAAGCAUAGACCACUUUCGAUGCGUGCGGGUGUAAUUCUGCAUCACCAACUUCCCUUAGGGGGUAAAUAAUUUCGAAAACGAAGCAUUCUCUUAUGAAGCACCGUGUAUUGCAACGGAGAUGGAAUUUUUUACUACUCAGCUGCCUAGUUGGCAUCCUCUAUAUAAAGAGGCUAUGAAGUCUUGGAAAAUUUAAGAGGUUAUGUGCCUACACAUUUUUA
Molecule: messenger RNA, 1566 nt
Organism: Aspergillus alliaceus
Lineage: Eukaryota; Fungi; Ascomycota; Eurotiomycetes; Eurotiales; Aspergillaceae
Exons: 3
Coding region: 336-1184 (282 amino acids)
Source: RefSeq, a predicted model, not a curated record